This is a messenger RNA of Pelobates cultripes (western spadefoot toad), 913 nucleotides long. The record is from the annotation of a GenBank genome assembly. NCBI's taxonomy places the organism in Eukaryota, Metazoa, Chordata, Amphibia, Anura, Pelobatidae.
AUGAUACCAAAACGUCAACAAACCUCAGUCUGUAAAAAGUAUUUCCACAAAACAAAUCUGCAAUCAGAUCCCCCCACCCCCCAAUCAAAUCAAACCUGUAAAAACUGACAAUGGUUAUCCCCACAAUCAAACCAAACCUGUAAAAACUGACAAUGGUUAUCCCCACAAUCAAACCAAACCGGUAACAACUGACAAUGGUUAUCCCCCCAAUCAAACCAAACCGGUAACAACUGACAAUGGUUAUCCCCCCAAUCAAACCAAACCGGUAACAACUGACAAUGGUUAUCCCCCCAAUCAAACCAAACCGGUAACAACUGACAAUGGUUAUCCCCCCAGUCAAACCAAACCGGUAACAACUGACAAUGGUUAUCCCCCCAAUCAAACCAAACCGGUAACAACUGACAAUGGUUAUCCCCCCAAUCAAACCAAACCGGUAACAACUGACAAUGGUUAUCCCCCCAAUCAAACCAAACCGGUAACAACUGACAAUGGUUAUCCCCCCAAUCAAACCAAACCGGUAACAACUGACAAUGGUUAUCCCCCCAAUCAAACCAAACCGGUAACAACUGACAAUGGUUAUCCCCCCAGUCAAACCAAACCGGUAACAACUGACAAUGGUUAUCCCCCCAAUCAAACCAAACCUGUAACAACUGACAAUGGUUAUCCCCCCAAUCAAACCAAACCGGUAACAACUGACAAUGGUUAUCCCCCCAAUCAAACCAAACCGGUAACAACUGACAAUGGUUAUCCCCCCAAUCAAACCAAACCUGUAACAACUGACAUUGGUUAUCCCCCCAAUCAAACCAAACCUGUAAAAACUGACAAUGGUUAUCUCACCAAUCAAACCAUUGUCAGUCGUUACAGGUCUCACCUGAGACAAUACCCCAUUCCACCUGAAAGAUUGCCUAUCUGA